AUGGCACAUUCUAUCAUUUCUCCAGCCAUUCUCUACUGGGGCACUCCAGUUGUUCUCAUUACCUCAGAAAACGAAGAUGGUCUUGAUAACAUUUGUGCCAUCUCUUCGGUAUUUUGGCUCGGUCACCGCUGCAUUCUCGGAUUUGGGACCCAGAACAAAACGCCUCAGAAUAUCCUCAGAACAGGCCAUUGUGUAGUGAACCUCCCAGAUGAUACUAUGGCUCGUAAUAUCAAUCUGCUAGCCACCACGACUGGCACUAAAGAAGAGGAUAUUUCUUCGUCAAAGCGCGCUAGAAACUACCGCUACGUCAAGGAUAAAUGGGCAUGUGCAGACCUUACACCACAGAAAUCGGAUCUCGUCCGCCCAGCACGUAUUCUCGAGUGCCCUGUUCAGAUGGAAUGCGAAUUAGCAAAGGGUCAUGUGCUAAUGGAGGAUUUUCCUGAUCUGAAAGGUGCCAUUACAGCAAUUGAGCUCAAAGUCCUGCGAGUUCACAUUUUGGACCAUCUUCGAAUGCCUGGGCAGCCAAACCGCGUUAACCCAGAUCACUUGAGGCCUAUUUUUAUGUGCUUCCAGGAGCUAUAUGGAUUUGGAGAGGGAAAGGUAGCAGAGAGUGUACUAGGAAAGGUGGACGAAGAAAAAAUGCCUGUAUGA
This is a messenger RNA of Trichoderma atroviride IMI 206040, 651 nucleotides long. RefSeq lists its product as uncharacterized. The record is from RefSeq and is a predicted model, not a curated record. Lineage: Eukaryota; Fungi; Ascomycota; Sordariomycetes; Hypocreales; Hypocreaceae. Gene Ontology annotation, molecular function: FMN binding.